GGCAGCACACAGUUCGCCGCUCCGGCGCCGCAGCGCCUCGCCACACCGCCGUUUGCCAGCCGCAGCGCUCCGCACGCCCUUCGGAUGGGUGGCGCAAAGGAUGGCCCAUUCACGCCUCUGGUCAAGCUCACCAAGCGCGUCAUGGGUGAGCAGCGCUUUCUCAAGUUUCGCGCCAACGUCAUCAGCGAGCACACAAAGGUGAUCCAGGCGUUCGUGGAGACCUCCGACAGCCCGUUCGGAUGCAUCGCCCUGAAGAAGAUGUUUGAGCUUGCAGACAUGGACGGUUCGGGGGCUAUCGACGGCGAGGAGCUGAAGGCCGCGCUGAGGAGACUUGGCUUCUCGCACCUCAGCGACGACCAAAUCGACAAGAUCCUUGCUCGUGCCGACGCAGACGACAACUGCACGAUUGAUUAUGACGAGUUUGUUAAGGAGGCGCCGAAAACCCUAAAGGUGAACCUGGUCAAGCUAGCAAAGGCCAACGGCGCCGAGCUCGGCUUUCUCAGUUAGGCCGUCGUUGCGGCCAUGCGUGAGUGUAGCGGGUUGAGCGGCUCGUCGGAACGGUGCAGCCCUUGUCUGGCGUUGGCGGGGACGCGUGCCAUUCGGCUCGUCCACCCUCUCGCCGCUCGGGCUCCCGUCCGCGAGGCUCCUCCCAGCAAUCCUGGUCUCGCCUUUAGAGGGAUUCGCGAGGCUGCAAGCCUGUGUCUGGUCUCAAUGCGCCGUGGUGUGUGCAGCAGGGUCCAGGCGACCAGGGGAGCGUCCACAUAGGACAUAGCU
This is a messenger RNA of Emiliania huxleyi CCMP1516, 774 nucleotides long. RefSeq lists its product as hypothetical. Bases 85 to 507 code for a protein of 140 amino acids. Gene Ontology annotation, biological process: response to high light intensity; photosynthetic electron transport in photosystem I. Gene Ontology annotation, molecular function: calcium ion binding. Lineage: Eukaryota; Haptophyta; Isochrysidales; Noelaerhabdaceae. The transcript has a single exon. The record is from RefSeq and is a predicted model, not a curated record.